AUGCAUUACACUGGUGGUAUUAUUGACAAUACUUAUUUGAGCUAUUCUCAUGUCCUAACAGUUUAUCCCUGUGACACUGCUAUGUCUCUUGGUGAUCAUGUGGAAUGCUGCAUAGAUAUAAAGCUUUAUCAAGGCUGCAUAAGAAUGGGAAAUUGUAGGGAAGAAGAGGAUGAGUUCGUUAUUCAGAAAAAUUUUUUUCUUGGCAUAGGCUUUGGAGGCAGUAAAGCUAAGUCUGAGAAAAUCACCGGCAAAUUGGAUACAACGAAUUUUGAAGGAAAACAAGAAGAAUGGAAUGCCCGGGUGAUUGCUGAGCAGCUUCGAAGUUUAGCUGAUAAUUUUGAAGUUAAAUUUCAGAAAGUUUACAAAGAUCAGGGAAAAAGUAGUGCUUUGCUUUUCUCCAGUUUCACGAAGUAUGUUAUCAACAUUCCUAUUGGACGAAUGGUCGGUAUUGUUUAA
This is a messenger RNA of Brugia malayi, 456 nucleotides long. RefSeq lists its product as uncharacterized. Bases 1 to 456 code for a protein of 151 amino acids. The transcript has 4 exons. The record is from RefSeq and is a predicted model, not a curated record. Lineage: Eukaryota; Metazoa; Nematoda; Chromadorea; Rhabditida; Onchocercidae.